Molecule: messenger RNA, 488 nt
Organism: Stereum hirsutum FP-91666 SS1
Lineage: Eukaryota; Fungi; Basidiomycota; Agaricomycetes; Russulales; Stereaceae
Exons: 1
Coding region: 85-285 (66 amino acids)
Source: RefSeq, a predicted model, not a curated record
CUCCCGUGCAUACUGGUCGUAAGCGCCACCUUCACAAUCUCGACAAGUUCGAGUCUCGAGUCUCUUCGGUCCCAUCACGACCCCAUGACUCUGCGCGCUCCUAACCCCACCUCAACGCCCACCCCUCCCAUCACCCGACCUCCUCGUCCCCCACGCCUGCUUCCAAUGUCCAUGCUCGCCUCCUCCUCCAUCCCCUUACCGGCCGUUCUUCGUGUUUUAGCCCGCCCCGCAGCUCGUACUCUAAGACACGAGGCCUCAACGAUGACGCACCAGGAUCCACCGUGACCGACUCGCAGGCAGCAAUUUUCAGCGUUAUCAACACAGCCAUCCGCUAUCCACCAUCAUCUCCUCUUUCGUCUUGGCGCGGUCUCAUUGUCUUGUCCUCAGUUUUGCUCACGAUCGCCUUCUCGUCUCCGACUCUCUCAGGUUCCCCGCUCGCUUCUAUCUAUCUGUCCUUACACUACGCCUGCAGUGCUCCGUCCCUUUCU